AUGGAGAGUAUUCCGGGAGCGGAGAGCUUCGCCCACGGGCCACCUCCGGAUGCGAACCACACUUCUGUCCAACCGGAGUCUGCUUCCGAGUCUGGUUCAACCGUCCAGAGAAAACGACUCUCGUUACCUCCUCGUGCAAGCCCAACUGCCCGUCAUGCGAAACGCCUUACCCUGAACUUCCCCAUCAACCUCAACUUGAACGAGACAGAUCCAGUGACAUCGCCUGCCGCGGCGACCCCAGUUACACAAUCCUCGACCGGUCCUUCCCCCGCCCAGCCUCCCGGCACACCUAUGUCAUUCGAUGCCCCAGACGAUGGUUACGACUUCCUGCGGGCUAUUGCCUCGCAGGAGCGCAAAGUCAUGGAGCUUCGCGAAGAGCUAAAUCGCGCCGAAGCAGAACUGGUUACAAUCAAGAAGCAAUGGGCUUAUUCCGAGAAGUCCAGAAAGCGCGCCGAGAUCAAUCAUGCAGAGCCACUGAUGCCUCUGCGGUCCCCCGAUCCCACGACAACAGAGACCUCUACCGCUCACCGUCGGGAGCAAAGUAUGAGUUCGGUCGGGAGCUCGAACAUAUCGCAAGAGCGCGUCAGUCGCGAGCUCGGACGACGAACAAGUGUUCGUGCUCCCCCAGCUCCAGGCACCAAGAUUGGUACCAACGGUCGUCGAGUCUUCCAAGGUGGACAUACCCGGACUUUAUCACUUCUGUCCCCAGUCACAGCGUCAAGUGCUUUUGUUGGGGAGCCAGGUCCCUCGGAGUCGGAACGCGUGGGUCGAACUCCGCGGUCUGCAACACUGCCAUCUGUCGAACGUGACCACGCUGCGAUUGCACGACUGGACGAGAGUCAGGUACCAGAACAUCUACUUGCGCAGUGGCGCAAGACUCUUCCACCUCCCUCGCGGGAGGCCCUGAUGCGGACGGGUAAACAAAUGGCAUCUGAUCUACGAGAGGGACUUUGGACAUUCUUAGAAGACAUACGGCAAGCCACGGUGGGAGAAGAAGGAAUCAACGGAACCCAAACACGAACCCUGUCACCAUCCAGCUCAUUGGCACCACCCAACGGGGCAAACGGUCGUAAGCGGGAUUCCCUAGCGAAGUCCCGGAGCCGAGAACGGUUAUUAGCGGAUGGCAAGCUAUCAAGAUCCUCAUCGUCAUCAUCUUCGCGGGGAAGAGGGCCAGCGGCCGAGACAAAAACUGGUAAAGACACCAAGCCGGCGGAGAUUUCCACAUCUUUCUGGAACGAAUUCGGCAUUGAUACACCAGCUCAGAAUCAAGCCGAAGCGGAGAAUGACGACCUCGACGACUGGGGUAGCUGGGAGACGCCCCUUUCCGCCAAAAAAUCGCACACCCCCUCGUCGAGCCGAUCGACGGUCGAAUCAAAACAUGAUCAUUCGCCCACCACGCAGGGUAGCAGCCCUCGAACCAGCGCUAGUUUUGGCGACUGGAACCCGGAUUCCACUUCCCUUGACCCGACUGUCUCCGAAGGCAUUCCCUGGCCUGCUAUUACCAAGUUGGCUCCUUCAAAGCUUCAACGUACUGCCUCUAACUUGAUGGCUGAGUGGGAGCGCUCUUUGUCUCCUUCUCCUGAGCGAGCUUCUUCUCUUACUCGCAAGGACAGCAAGAAAGAUUAA
This is a messenger RNA of Penicillium brevicompactum, 1626 nucleotides long. RefSeq lists its product as uncharacterized. Lineage: Eukaryota; Fungi; Ascomycota; Eurotiomycetes; Eurotiales; Aspergillaceae. Bases 1 to 1626 code for a protein of 541 amino acids. The transcript has 3 exons. The record is from RefSeq and is a predicted model, not a curated record.